AUCUCAGUCUGUGUGGCUCGGUGUCUGACGUCUUGUUCGCCGAGUAGUUUUCGCUUCUUUGCUUCUUCUAUUUAUCUCACUAUCCAACACCCCACCUGGAACUUGGGUGUCUUUGGGAGCCUCUCCCCUGCUCUACACGAUACACGGGAUCGGAACUUCCUCCCUCCUUCAGUUUGUGUCGCACUGGACGCGUGUCACACGGUGUCUCCUCGCGCCGUGAAUUCAACUCCACCACUUUGUGUCUGUGUGUCUAUGUGUAUGUGUGUGUGUGUACGUUUGCAUCUCUAGUGUCUGAAGGGUACAAAGGGGUAGAGGAGAGGAGGGGGAGGGGACUGGACAAAGGCGGACGUCCGCAUGUCGCACGCGCUCGGUUGAUGACGUUGCCGCACCGUUGUCGCCCGAACUCCAGUAGCUUAUUACCUCCCAAGCGGGCCUUUACACGCUUCGCAGCUCGCGUCAUCUUGCAAGGCUCUUCUUCCCCCGGUCCCGGGACACCCCUUGCCCCGUCCCUCCCUAUCAAGUUCGCAAACCACAAGCCACGAAGCCUGCCGAGCUAGAUAACGCUUAAUAAGGACGCGUCGGAGGAGGGCGCUUUGCUUCAAUUAGCUAAAUUGAUUGACUUCCUCACGGUGUGAGAAGCCCUGAUUGAAACCCCAGUCCGGCAGACAGAUAGCGCGGCUACACCCACCUUGUGCGGUCUGUCAGUGCGUGCUCGUGUGUGUGUGUGAGGGAAGGUGUACUCUCGCGCGCCGUUAUCUGUGUUACACCACCGGUUGUGUCUCCACGCAUCAGUUCUUGCUAGAUAAAAGCGGUGACAAGUUCUUGGCCGCGAGCAGGUUAACACGCGCGCGUGUGCCCGCGCGUCCAUAAACCACGGUUGCGAAGGUGCGUACCGCAGGCUCCAGAAGUGGUAGCGGUACCGAGGGUGCUUAACAAAACCACAGGUCAAACCGCCGGCGAGCUCAACUCAACAUCCCCCAAGCUUCCCCAAAUCCAACUACAACCAACAAUGUCCAGCAGCGCCAGCCCGGGCGGCAGUGCGGGCAAGCUGCUCAAGAAGAACUCCGUCUCCUUCAGCGAACAGUUGGAAAGUGAGCUAGCGUCGCUCGGUGGCGGCGGCAUUGGCUCGACCGUUGACGAGGGCGAGCCCGACGACGCACACCAAGGGGACGAUGCGCAUCCGGCACUAGCGAGGGACAACAGCGCACCGUACCUGGCAGUGCCGCGCGGGCACGACCACGACCCGGACAGUGGGCUGCAGCUGCUGGCCCCGAAAACGGGCGGCUCGAUACUGAGCAGCGGGAAGACCGGGAUGCCGGCCAAGUACAACCAUCACCAUCACGGCGGCUCGAGCACGAUGCUCGACCAAAUCCCGGAGGAUGGGCUGGAAUCGCGACGAAACGGUGGCGGCGGAGGUGAGCACUACACAUCGGGACGGCGCUCGUCGUCGGUGGCGCACGACGGCCACGGCAAUGGGCACGCGAAACCGUCGCUGAUGGCCGCCAUACGCCGCGGGUCGCUGGCGUGGCUGCCGGGCCGGCGGCACCACAACCACAACGACCUCGAGUCGAACAUGGGCAGCAAGGUGUCGCUCAGCCAGCUGCCCCCGUCGAGCGGUCCGCUCAGCGAGCAGGCGUUGGAGUCGCGUCGCAAGAACCGACGCUUUGGCGACGAUGCGCUCAGUACGGCUCUGUCGGCGCUGUACGCGAAGAUUGUCGUCAUCCUGGGCAUUGCGCUGCCCGUCACCGAGAUCCUUUCCUCCCAGAUACCGGCCAACGUGUACCAAGGGUUCUACCUGUUUCUCUACACCGUCAGCAUCGUGUUCGUGAUCUUCGUGUACGCCUCCACCAUGCGGCGGCGCGCGGUGCUCACGCUAAUCAAGAGCUAUCAUGAAAAAACGAACAGCAGCAGCGGCUCGGUGAAGAAGCGCAUACCGCACUUUGGCAGCUUCUAUCUGCGCGUCGGUGCGAUCGCGUUCGGCAUCGGCACGAUGGUUUACUCCGGGCUCGAGUUCGGCCAGUACUUCGAGCUGAACGCGUCGCCCGGCUGCUCCAGCAUCUUCAUCGCGCUAACGCCGGCCGCCCGGAUGCUGCUCUCGCUCGUCCAGAUGCAGUUCAUCUUUCUCAACACGUCCGACCUGGACAUGGCCCGGCACAAGGUGUUCGCGCGGUUCGGCCUGAUGCACAUGGUCGCGACCAACCUGUGCGAGUGGCUGUACGUGCUGGUGGAGGAGACGAAGCACGAGAUCCACCAUCUCGCCCACACCGCCCAUCAUCACAAAGACGCGGGUGGGUUCGACACUCACGCCGCACUCAGUACGGCCACGCCCGCACCGAUCACCACCACCUCCACCACGACCGAGGGCGCCGGCUCGUCCGAGGAGCUGCUGCUCGACGCGCUCAACCACACGCUCGUGCGCCGAGCGACCGGCGCCGACCCCGAGUACGUCGAGUGCCAGCGAACCAACAUCAUGGGGUCGCUCGUGCAGAACGUGUCGCCGUUCCUGUUCCCCUGCACGAUCGAGUACUCGCUGAUCUGUGCCGUCAUACUGUACGAGAUGUGGAAGAAGGUGAAAACGAUCGCCGAGAUCGACCGGACGCGCCGCAGCUCGAUCAAGGUGCAGACCGGGGCCGGCUCCAAGAGCGCGCACCACUUCUCGGUCGACUGUUCCCGGGCGCACCGGGGCAUGUUCGGCGGCAUACUGCUGACCGUGCUGACGAUCAUCUGCCUGAUCAUGUACUUCGUGCUGUACGACGAGCCGGGCUACGAGUACUUCGCGAUCCAGGAGGUCACGAUCGCGGAAACGCUCAUGUACGCCCUGACCGCGGUUGCGGUGGUGGUCGCGAUGCUCAAGAUGCGCGACCUCAAGUACCAGCGCAAGAAGAACGACCAUCACAGCGGGUCGAUCAGCCUCGACUGUACGCUGCUGGUGCUCGCCCAAACCGGCGUGUACGUGUACGGCAUGUUCAGCAUCGUCGGCAGCUACUUCUCGAUGCGGCAGGGCGUGCCGGGGGCGCGCGAGGGCCUCGUGGCGGAGCUGUUCAGCCUGAUACAGACCUCCAUCCAGACGCUCUUCAUACUGAACGCGGUGUGGCGCAAGUGCCGCGGUGCGCAGCAGAACCGCACCAAACCGGGGCGCGAGAUUGUGACGUUCCUGCUGGUCGCCAACAUGGCGAUGUGGUUCAUCAACACGCUGAUCAAGGGGCGGGCCAGCUUCCGGCCCUCGCAUCUGGACUUUUUCGGCACCUGGGCCUGGACGGUGAUUACGCACGUGUCGAUGCCGCUCGCCAUCUUUUACCGCUUCCACUCGACGAUCUGCCUGUUCGAGGUGUGGAAGUCGACGUACAAGGUGAAGAUUAACGACCAUCACUAGCGGUCACUGGAAUGAGAGAGAGAGAGAGAGAGAGAAAGCGAGAGAGAGAGAGAGAGAAAGAGAGAGAGAGAAAACAAAGAGGAAUACAGAGUAAGAGAGCAAUAAAUCUAGAGAUAAGGAAAACCAGAGAGAGAGAGAGAAAUAGUAAGAGAAAAGAACGAGAUAGUAAGAGAGAAAGAGCGAGAAUCAGAAGAACAGAAAGAAAGAUAGAGAAAGUAAAAGAAAGAGAAAGAAAACAGGGAGAAGAGAUACCAAGAGAGAAAGAGAUAGGGAGGAGAUAGAGAUAGGAGAGAUAAUACAAAGAGAGUAAUAAAGGAUGAAAGAGAAAGAUAUACAGAGAAAGAUACAGAAGGAGAUAAAUAACAAAAUAUAGAAAUAGAGAGAGAGAGAGAGAGAGAGAGAGAGAGAGAGAGAGAGAGAGAGAGAGAGAGAAAGGACAAAAAAGACAGAAAGAGAGAGAAAGAGGGAUCACAAUAGAGAAAGAGAGAAAGAGAGAUAAAGAGAGAGAAAGAGAGAGACGAUAAAACAAGAGAAAGAUAAAGAAAGAGAUCGAAAAGGGUAAAGAAAAAAAGAGAGAAAAAGGAAACGAGAGAGAGAGAGAGAGAUAAAGAGAGAGUGAGGGAUAUUGAGAGAGAGAGAGAAAGAGAGAGAUGAAAUAGAGAGAUAUAGAGAGAGAAUGAGAGAGGAAAAAAAGAGAACUUAAGAAAAAGAGAUAAAGGGAUAAAGAGCAAAAGAGAGAGCUAGAGGAAGGCUGUGGCUCAGCUACAGCUCUGUAGAUAAGGAAUGGAAGCAACUCAGAGAGAGGAUCUCUAUUGCAACAACCUGCUCUUCCUCCCGCCAUGUGAAGCCCCCUACAAACACGUGGUGGGCGCACGUGACUUACAAAACCACUUUAGAUUGUAAUGCCAUCUCCGAAAACGUACUUCCGCACCGCCAACACAGGUGCACGCUUGAUCGUAGACGUGCCUUUUAGUGCCUUAACAGUUUGCUAGUAGGGUAGGGUAGGGUAGGGUACAAUGCCUUCAUCAAUCGCCAUUGCCGCCAGCCGUCACACCGGGCAGCGAGAAAGGUCCUGCUGCGCGCGCACGUGUUAAUCUUCCACUAAAAUAUUCAAAAUAAGCAGUAUUAGGCUCGAAGGACAGACUUUGCGAGCCGCUCGUCGGUAGUGUGACGCUUUUGUUUUUUUUUUUUUGUUCUUCUUUUCUUUUCCUCCUUCGUUUUUUUUUUUGUUAUUUUACGAUAGCGAACCCCGGAUAGCCGCUCAUCCGCAGCGGCAGCGAAGGUUGCUGGCUAGAUGUGUAUGUGUAAUGUUUUUUUUUUCGAUAAUAAAGAUGCUUUCGUUAAACAACUCA
Molecule: messenger RNA, 4725 nt
Organism: Anopheles coluzzii
Lineage: Eukaryota; Metazoa; Arthropoda; Insecta; Diptera; Culicidae
Product: proton channel OtopLc-like
Exons: 5
Coding region: 1010-3373 (787 amino acids)
Biological process (GO): proton transmembrane transport
Cellular component (GO): membrane
Molecular function (GO): proton channel activity
Source: RefSeq, a predicted model, not a curated record